AUGAAAUCUAAUUACUUAUUUCUUCUAUUAACAAUAUCAAUAGUUAUUCUAUUAUCGGUUGAUCAGUCUAAUGGAUAUUGCUGCAAAGUUAGCAAUUUCUUGUGGGGACAUCCCCCAGACUGCAACAUGUUAGGAUGCAAUUGUGACUGUGCAAAGUGUGUAGAUGGUAAGUAA
Meloidogyne enterolobii is the source of this 174-nucleotide messenger RNA. The record is from the annotation of a GenBank genome assembly. Lineage: Eukaryota; Metazoa; Nematoda; Chromadorea; Rhabditida; Meloidogynidae.